AUGGAUGCUGCGAAGCCUCGGUGGAAUUGGCCGUCUGACCUCCCACCGGGCAACAGCCCUUCUGCAGCCGACGUACCCGGGAAGUCAGAGCCUGCCAAGCCUGUUGAUCAGGACCAAGGGCACAGAGACAAUCCCCGGGAGCAAUCUCAGUCUCAGCCCAAGCAAAGAUUCUACGGACCACGAACAUGUCGGAUCUGCUUCGAGUCGGUUCAUCCCACUUUUCAAGAGCCAAAUGUCAUGAGUGGCUUCAUGAAUUCACGUCCACGACCGGUCUAUAAAUCCGACGAUCCCGAUUCCGGGCGGCUCAUAUCACCAUGCAAGUGCAAGGGGUCACAACGCUACGUCCAUGAGGGGUGCUUGCAAUCAUGGAGAUACGCCGAUUCGACAGCCACACGGCACUUCUUCGCAUGUCCCACUUGCAGCUACCAGUACAAACUAGAGCGAUUGUCUUGGGCGAAUCGUCUGCAGGGGACUUUUGCACAAAUACUACUAACCAUCCUCAUCUUCGUCGUUUCGGUAUUCAUCCUGGGUUUCAUUGCGGAUCCGAUUUUGAACCUCUGGACUGAUCCCAUGGGCGCAAUCGCCGACAUGGCUGCGAAUGUUCUCGACGACAUCGAAGCAAUACACGAGCCUGUAUCCGAAAUGGGCGAGGAGCCUGCAACAUGGCUGGAACACUUCCUCAAAGGUUUCUUUUCCCUCGGACUACUUGGGUUUGUCAAGUCUCUCUUCGCCAUGACGCCCUGGCAAUGGUGGAAUUUGAGGUCCAGUGGUAUCCUUGGUACUUCUGGACGUCGAGGAGGGACUGGUCGCGCGCGUGUUGAGAAUAUCAACUUGGGUCUUGUCGUCAUAGGCGCCGCGACGUUUCUGUGGGGAGUCUGGAAGGGCGUGAGAAAGUUCAGUGCUUCAGCUCUGCAACGUGCGAGCGACAGAGUCUUCGAUGUCGGUGGUGACGAUGAUGAGGACGAAGAUAUCAAGGAAGACUAA
Molecule: messenger RNA, 984 nt
Organism: Colletotrichum orchidophilum
Lineage: Eukaryota; Fungi; Ascomycota; Sordariomycetes; Glomerellales; Glomerellaceae
Exons: 1
Coding region: 1-984 (327 amino acids)
Molecular function (GO): zinc ion binding
Source: RefSeq, a predicted model, not a curated record